GUUUGGAGAACGUCAAACUUUCUUUGCCACAGAGAGAAUGAGAGGACGGGGACAAGAAUGUACAGCGAGAACUUGCAGAACUCGGACAGAAGUGAAUUACUGGAUCUGAACACCUGAGUAGGUAAAGAAGCACAGCUGCACAAGCAAAGAAGAAACACUACUACCAUGAAUGCCCAAGACUUGUAUGACAAUGUGCUGCAGGGAAGAGAGUCCCAAGAGUGACACCACCAUUGAUGAGACACCCGAGGACAACCUCUGGCUACAACUGGGCUUUACUGUGGACUCUGAGACAGGUAGAAGGCCGACCAUUGGAGAGCCUGCGCACCAAGACAGCCGGCUCCCCCCCCCUACUGGCAGGCUGGUGGGAGGGGGCAGUUUGGAUCAACACCACCUGGGCUGCAGUGUCCCUGGCCCAGUGGAGCGAAGGGGGGUGUCCCAUCAACCAGUACAGUGUUGUCUACAGACAAACCAGUGCUGUUACCUGGAUUGUGGUAUCCAAGAGGGUGGAGGGGGGCCGGCCAGUGUGAUAGGGGGCCUCACACCCUCCACCCAUUACCUGGUGCAGGUGACUGCUUACAACUCUGCUAGGAGCUACUCCAGGGCUACUCCACCACCAUGCCCCUUCCUGGAGGCCCCUCCUCCCCUGGGUUAGUGAUGCUUGGGGUGGCCAUGACAGAUGUGAGGGUUCUGCUGCCCGUGGUUGCCUCCUCCCUGUCUGCUGGCCACUCUUGUCACCGUUUGUGUUUGUGUCAGGAGGAGACCUUCAUCUCCGGAUAAACAACAGGUCGGAGCUCACAGUCAUGUUUGUGGCUUUCUUCUGCUCCACCAGUAAGAGGGGAAGCUGUUUUUUUGUCUACAUAUAUACAAGUUUGACUAAGCACUGUUACAAACUGCAGCUGUCUGUCUUCAGGUGGACCAUUACUGCCCCGACCCAACACUUGCAGCGCAGACCUUCAGACCAGUACACGCACUUCCGCCAGUGAUGCUGUGUUGUGUGAGUGUCUGACGGCAUUCUUAGAGAUGGCUGGGGACCGUCGCGUGGCUGGGUCACGAGCAGACCACGGUGGAACUCGUGGAUGAAAACCUGUGGGAGGAUUGGAAUAUGGAGUUGUGGGGUUGCUGGGACUGAGCUGAAUCCACUUACAGGGAUAAAAAGUAGUUGAAAAAUGAAUUUAUUAGUGCAAGGUGAGGG
Messenger RNA from Scylla paramamosain (green mud crab), 1192 nucleotides. RefSeq lists its product as uncharacterized. The record is from RefSeq and is a predicted model, not a curated record. NCBI's taxonomy places the organism in Eukaryota, Metazoa, Arthropoda, Malacostraca, Decapoda, Portunidae. Bases 170 to 652 code for a protein of 160 amino acids. The transcript has 8 exons.